Zootermopsis nevadensis is the source of this 2112-nucleotide messenger RNA. It is a transcript of the gene veli, whose product is annotated as L27 and PDZ_signaling domain-containing protein veli. NCBI's taxonomy places the organism in Eukaryota, Metazoa, Arthropoda, Insecta, Blattodea, Termopsidae. Gene Ontology annotation, molecular function: protein binding. The record is from RefSeq and is a predicted model, not a curated record.
UUGUCCGAUUGGAAAAUAGGGAAGGUAUUAUUAAUCUGUGGUGGGAAGAACCUGGUUGUGCUGCCAUCUUAUCACACAAUGAUGACACUACACAUAAACAAAUUAAUUAGUCUGGGCGUAGUAUUUGUGGUUUGAUUUGUUGUUAAGAAUAAUUAAUCUUCUACUACGGUAACGACAUAUUUGCGGUUCUAGUUGAAAUAUGGCAUCUGUUGGAGAACAAUUAACCUUGGCACGUGAUGUGAAAAGAGCGAUCGAAUUGCUGGAGAAACUACAGAAAAGUGGGGAAGUGCCUGCUACAAAACUGGCAGCUCUUCAAAAAGUCCUGCAAAGUGACUUUCUGAAUGCAGUGCGUGAAGUUUAUGAACAUGUGUAUGAGACUGUUGAUAUCCAAGGGUCACAGGAUAUUCGGGCAUCUGCUACUGCCAAGGCUACGGUUGCUGCAUUUGCAGCAAGUGAGGGGCAUGCACACCCUCGGGUAGUGGAGUUACCAAAAACAGAAGAAGGUCUUGGUUUCAAUGUUAUGGGUGGCAAAGAGCAGAAUUCACCCAUCUACAUCUCCCGUAUUAUUCCAGGGGGUGUAGCAGAUCGGCAUGGUGGCCUGAAGCGUGGUGACCAGUUGCUUUCUGUUAAUGGUGUGUCAGUGGAGGGUGAGAACCACGAGAAGGCAGUGGAAUUGCUAAAACAAGCACAGGGCUCAGUGAAGCUCGUUGUACGUUACACGCCCAAAGUGUUGGAAGAGAUGGAGUUGAGGUUUGACAAACAACGUGCUGCACGGAGGAGGCAAUUUCAGUAGAACGUAUGUCACAUGACAUUCUCCCAUAUUUUGUUUUGCUUCAUGUAAGACAGCUGUGUUUAGAAUUUUAUCAUUUGAGAAACUCUGUUUGCACUGGUCAUGAAAUCAUAUUCCCAACAAUUUCAUAAAAUACUGUCAUUCAUAUGUACCAUGAUAAGUAACACAAAGCAUUACUAAGUGAGCAACCAGGUUGCCCUGUACUGUAUGAAAGAUGUCUCAGCACUCGUAGUUUGUUUCAUUAAUGUCUUAGUAUGCUGUUUCGUAAUGUAGAGCUCUGUGAAAUAAUUAUUGUCAAUCUUUGCGUUCCAUCAAUAUCUGUCUAUAAAGUCUUAAAACACUGAUGUAAAAGUACUGAGGAAUACCAAAACCAAAGUUUGGAUGUAUGUAUAUAGAUUAUGGUAUUUGAGGUACUGUAGUAACCAGUAACCACCAAAUAAAAUAUCAGAUUUAUACUGUUUUGAAUUGUUUGUAUACAUGGUUAUUAUUCUAUUAUUAAAUAUUUAUUUUUAAUUGUGUAUGAUAUUAUGGUAUAAGACAUAUGUAACAUUUUAUAAACAGUUUUAAUGGAAUUGUCAAGCAAAUUAUUCAUUAUAAGGAGCUUAAUUACAUUGCCCUAGAAGUAUUAAUAAUUAUUCUGUUUACCUAAAUUUGUGCCAGAAAUGUGGUACUUUCUCAGUUUUGGUGGUGGCUUUCUAUCUUUUUCUAUCUUGUGUAUCAAAUAAAGGUUGAAACAUCUGUGUUACUGAAUGAUGUGCUGAAACUAGUAAUACUGUUUGUCACAUCUGUGUAAUCUUAUGUUGCACUCACUGUCAGGAGUACUAUCUUACUAGUCCUUGAAAGUGAAAUGAAGAGGCAUGGCUCGUUCUGGAAUAGAUAAUAUCUUAUUAUUUUUGUAGAAAGACAGGCUGAGUUGUUAGUCCAUGUUCAGGAAGUGAGGAGGAUGCAUUUAUAUUGUUCGAGGGAAAUAUUCUAUUCAAAUUAUCAUGAAUAAAAAGGUUUUUGAGUCAUUUAUAGAUGUCUCACAAACAGGGAAUACAACACAUGGUGUAUUAAGUUAAAGGGAUACACUGACAAGAAUAUUACGGAACGAGUGGUAUAGCUUUUGAGUAGAUUUUUAAUGUCAGAAGUGGUUUACAGUUGUACUGUUAUUUUCAUAAGUACCUUGCGGCAGCAGAAAAACUGACAGUGACAGUGACAUUGAAGUACGCUAGUAUUAGGCUAUGUUUGAUACAGAGCAACAUAGUUUAUGAAGUUUAAUCAGCAUAUUAUGGAUACAAAAUGGGAAAUUCACAUGAGACUAUAAGAAAUUUUAAUAUUGA